GGCCGAUUGAUAAGUCUCAACCGGACCGGACCGAGAACGGGCGCCCGGUCAGGGCAUCUCUGGUUGCAUAUGCAGACGAAUCGAGUUAAGAGUCUCUUUUCCGACUAGUAAUCUAGAUGUACAAAAUGAUACUAAAUAUGGUUUUUUCUGUCAUAUUUUCUACUUAUAAAAACGAAGAAGUCGCUUUUUCGAAGAGCCCACUCUGAGCUGUCUCCUAAUAGUAAAAAAUCGACAGAUGUAUACUUCAACUUUUAGGCUGGACCGGUUUACAACGAUCUUCGAGAAAACCUACUUUAAAGCAGUAGGUUCGAAUUGGACAAUAGCUACGUAAUCGAUGAGCACGAAGAGUUUGGGAAAAAGUUCAUAUUCAGCCUGAUAUAUAAGUGUACGCAGAUAAAUUUUUACAGUUAUAUGAACAACUGAACAAAACCUUGGAAAACUCAAACACUUUUUUCUGUUCACUCUAAUGAAAUAUUGUAUAUGACAACACAAUAAAUGAAAGGAAAUAGAGAAGGAAUUCUUUUGAAUUAUUAUAUUAUAUAUAAAUAAUAAUGUCUCCAUUUUUAGAUACUUUUCUUUUUCAGAUCUUUAUUAAUAUGUGAAAUUUAAUAAAAGUCUUCAACACGCUGUUGAAGAAGAAUNGCAAAAUAAAUAUUUUCCCCUUUUAGACGACGACGAGAUGUUUUCCAUUCCCGGAAAACAACAUCUCGUUGUCGUCUAAAAGGGGAAAAUAUUUAUUUUGCCGGAAUAAUAAAAGAGAACAUGUACUAUUUGGUUUAAACACAGUCGGUGUUGUUUGCUUUCCUGUUGAAUAAAAAGAUCUGUUUUUUUAGUAAAGUCAAAGCGUUUUCGAAAGAAGUUGGUUUAGAAAAAAGAUUGCGACAACUACUUGUGUUUGUUCGUACAAGGUUUACUUUCUUUUAUUAAAUUUCACAUAUUAAUAAAGAUCUGAAAAAGAAAAGUAUCUAAAAAUGGAGACAUUAUUAUUUAUAUAUAAUAUAAUAAUUCAAAAAAAUUCCUUCUCUAUUUCCUUUCAUUUAUUGUGUUGUCAUAUACAAUAUUUCAUUAGAGUGAUUGAUCCAUUCAACUAUGGCUAGUUGCAUACAAAGAUGCAACCGGUCAAAAAAAUCAUGACCGUUACCGGCCGGUCACCGAUGACCGGUGACCAUGUGGCGCCAGGACUGACCGGUUGACCGACCAUUUUUCUAAAAAUUUUGACCGGUAAACGACCGGUAGUCGCAUUUCUCAAGAACUCUUUCGGAAUAGUAAUUGCUAUAAGAACAGUGAGCCUUUGGCGUUUCUUCUCAUUUGGAAUAAAGAAUUUGCCCCCCACCCUCACCGUAUCACAGACAGUUACACAACAGACAUUAGUCAAUACAUUCACGCAUUAUGUACAGACCAGAAAUAUAUGAAUAUUUCAAACAGAGAAUAAUGAAUGCAAUUAUUAUCUUGUUUGAGCAGUACAAAAUGAUACUCAAUAUGGUUUUUCUGUCAUAUUUUCUACUUAUAACCCAAGCAGACUGGGCCCGGUUCAGCAGUUUGACCGAAACCGGUCGAACCGGCCGAUUGAUAAGUCUCAACCGGACCGGACCGAGAACGGGCGCCCGGUCAGGGCAUCUCUGGUUGCAUAUGCAGACGAAUCGAGUUAAGAGUCUCUUUUCCGACUAGUAAUCUAGAUGACAACUAGUCGUACAUUGCCCUUGCUGAUGAAAUAUAUCUAGAUUUUUUCCAUAGAGGAUGACUGCUUGGGCAAUUCUACAUCGACAGCAACAAACUCAACAACAUCGACAUCCAUACACUAUGCAAAUACAUCAACAACAAGCAAAACGCCGACAACAUCAAGUUCAACACGGACAUCCACAAGCCAAAUGUCGACAUCAACUAGCACAACAUCCACGUCAACAAGCACAACAACGUCAUCAACAAUAAGCACAACAACGACAUCAACAACCACACCAACAAACACAACAUCGUCAUCGACCAAUUCAACAACAACACGGACAAGCACAGCAACGUCAUCAACAAUAAGCACAACAACGACGUCAACAAGCACAACACCGACAUCAACGAGCACAACAUCGACAUCAACAAGCACAACAACGACACCAACAAACACAACGACUAAUUCAGCAACAACACGCACAACGACAACAACCACAUCAACCAGCACAACAUCCACAUCAGCAAACACAACACCGGCAUCAUCAAGCACAACACCGGCAUCAACAAGCACAACAACGCCAUCAACAAGCACAACAACGACACCAACAAACACAACAUCGUCAUCGACUAAUUCAGCAACAACACGCACAACGACAACAACCACAUCAACAACCACAACAAGGACAUCAACCAGCACAACAUCCACAUCAGCAAGCACAACACCCGCAUCAUCAAGCACAACAACACCAUCAACAAGCACAACCGCGACACCAACAAACACAACAUCGUCAUUGACCAAUUCAACAACAACACGGACAACAACGUCAUCAACAAUAAGCACAACAACGACAUCAGCAAGCACAACAACGACACCAACAAACACAACAUCGUCAACGACCAAUUCAACAACAACACGGACAAGCACAACAGCGACAUCAACGAGCACAACAUCGACAUCAACAAGCCCAACAUCGACAUAA
This is a messenger RNA of Didymodactylos carnosus, 2642 nucleotides long. The record is from the annotation of a GenBank genome assembly. Lineage: Eukaryota; Metazoa; Rotifera; Eurotatoria; Philodinida; Philodinidae.